Molecule: messenger RNA, 6331 nt
Organism: Morone saxatilis (striped sea-bass)
Lineage: Eukaryota; Metazoa; Chordata; Actinopteri; Moronidae
Gene: ly75
Product: lymphocyte antigen 75
Molecular function (GO): signaling receptor activity
Source: RefSeq, a predicted model, not a curated record
AUGAGGAUGCUUUCACCAUCCAGCAUUCGAGCACAAAGCAGUGCCUGGGCAUAAAGGAUUCGGCAAACUUGAGUCUCACCACCUGUAAUCCAAACAGCACGUCCCAGCUGUGGAAAUGGGGUUCGAGUCACCGGCUCUUCCAUGUGGCCACUUCCUUAUGCAUGGCGUUGGUCAUCCCCAACAAGACGCUGACCCUGGUUGACUGUGGUUCCAACAACCCACUGUCGUGGCGUUGCCAGGAUGGGACUGUUUACACUAUUUACGAAAUGGUCCUGGCAGUCAGCGACGGCAAAGUUGCCGCCAAACGGGAAGCUUCUGAUACUUGGCUAAGAGGAGGAUCCCAGGACAACAUCUGCCAGAAGCCAUACCACGUUGUCCACACCAACGGUGGGAACUCUGCCGGCGCUCCCUGCGAGUUCCCCUUCAAAUACAACGGCAGCUGGUAUCACGGAUGCCUCCCAGAUGCAGAUUCCCCUGGACUGUCCUGGUGUGCCACCUCAUCGGACUAUGACCAAGAAGGAAUAAAGGGAUACUGUCUAACACCUGAGGAGGGUUGCCAGACUCUGUUUGCCGGGCCGGAAGGGGAGUCCUGCUACGAAUUUGUUUCCAGUGCCGCCGUGACCUGGCAGGAAGCUUUGGAUUCAUGUCGUAGUCAAGGAGCUGAUCUGCUGAGUGUGUCUGGGCCCGACGAUCUCCACUCCAAAACCUUUUUGGACGGCCUCGACAGAAUGCCUGAGAGGAUGUGGAUCGGCCUGCACCAGUUAGACGUUUCUCAGGGCUGGCAGUGGUCAGAUGGCUCCCCUUUUUCCGUCCUGCGCUGGGAAACAGGAAUGCCAUCCACCUCCAUUAUUACUGAGUCAGACUGUGGAGUUCUGAACUCCAAACACAACUAUGAAUCUGAGUUGUGUGGCAGUCGGCUGCCAUACAUCUGCAAGAAGAGUGUCAAUGCCUCUCGCACCGCAGCAACAGAGCCUUUUGUAUAUAAAGAAACAGUGUGUGCAGAUGGUUGGGUCCCAUGGAACGGCUGGUGUUACAAGUUAGUGAAGGACAAACCUCAAAGCUUUACAGAAGCCCAGCUCUACUGUAACAACACAGAGGGAGGAGGAGGCUUUCUGGCCAGCCUCCACUCCAUCGACAGCAAAGAAAUGAUCAGCACUAACUUCCAUGCAGAUGGGAAGGUUUUGGAUGUGUGGAUCGGUCUGAUCGGCGUGAACACCUCUGUCUUCAAGUGGAUUGACCAGGCACCUGUCACCUUCACCUACUGGGACAAAAACCAACCAGUCCAGCCCACUCAGGAUCCCAGCUGUGUCUUCUACUCUGGAGAGUCUCAUGCUUGGCGGGUUGGAAAUUGCACACUGAGGCUGCCUUUUUUGUGUCAGAAGAAAGGAAUGGUCAAUAAAUUGGUGACACAGCCCGGAUGUAGCCUUUCGGAUGGUUGGAAGAGACACGGCAACUCCUGUUAUCAAGUGAACAUUAAACAAGUACCCUUCAAAGAUCGCUGUAACAUCACUAUAAGAAACAGGUUUGAGCAGGCCUUUAUCAGCCGUCUACUUAGAGAGCAGAUCAGCAAGGAUCCUCAGUAUUUUUGGAUAGGGCUGCAGGACAUUAAGAACACAGGGGAAUACCAGUGGGUGAGCCAGGAUGGGUCCCCGGGUGUGGUUACAUACACCAACUGGGGCUGGCAUGAACCAAAACGGGAUGGAGGUUGUGCAGGGAUUUCCACCGCAAAACCCCUGGGCCGUUGGGAGGUGAAGAACUGUACCUUUUUUAAGGCUGGCACCAUUUGUAGAACAGACCUUGGUUCGCUUCCACCCCCAGAACCAGAGCCGAACCCCAACAUACCCUGCCCUGAUGGAUGGGUGUCCAAACCAAACAUCACAUACUGCUACAAGGUGUUUCAUGAGGAAAGGCUGAGCAGGAAGCGCUCCUGGGAGGAAGCUGAGAGGUUCUGUCAGGCUCUGGGAGCCAACCUGCCCAGCUUCACAAAUAUUGGUGAGAUGAGGGCCCUGCACAGCAUCAUGAGAGAAACCAUCAGUGAUAAUCGGUACUUCUGGGUUGGCCUGAACAGGAGAAACCCAGCCGAUCGCUCCUGGAAGUGGAGCAGUGGCCGCCCUGUAUCUAUGGAUGUUUUACACGAUGAUUUCCAUGAGGACGAUGAAUACAGUCGGGACUGCACGGCAUUCAAGACAAUGAAGAGCAGCUUGAAACACCUGUUACUGUUUCUGCACCAUGACUUACCACCCACACCUUUCUUUGCCACACCAUUUCACUGUGACGCCAGGCUAGAAUGGGUCUGCCAAAUUCCCCGUGGAAAGACACCGGAGACCCCAUACUGGUACAAUCCCGGUGGGCACCAUGACACAUCGAUCUUCAUAGAUGGAGCAGAGUUUUGGUUUGUUAAUGAGCCUAAGCUGACUUUUAAAGAGGCAGAGCUCUUUUGCAGUGCGAAUGACAGUAAACUGGCUGCACCACUUAGCUUAACUGCUGCCGGACAGAUCCACCGGUACCUCAAAAAUAUAUCAAGUACUCCCAAGCAAAACUGGUGGAUCAAUAUGAAAGAGCCCGGGCGGAUAUUCCCCAUGACGUACACCCAGAUGUACUUUUAUCAUUCAGUUUUCCUGGGCAGAUGCAGCUCCAUCAGUGUUGAAAGCUUAUUUCCAGACAUUGGAUCCAGACAGUAUGGAUUUGUGUGUGUUUAUGAUCAAUAACCCCAACUCUGACAUGCUGGGUUCCUGGGACUAUUCUUCCUGCACACAGUUUCAACAUCUGUCGGUUUGCCAGCACUAUGCAGAUAAAGUCGAGGAGCCCCACGUCCCCACAGAGCCCUUCGUAGUCAACAACCACACCAUCCUGCUGCUUGUCAAAAACCUCACCUGGUUUGGGGCCUUAGAGCAGUGCCAAAAAAACGGCAUGUACCUGGCAAGUGUGGCCGAUACCCUCCUGCAGUCCACCCUCACUGUGCAUGUGAGCCGUGCACGCACGCCCAUGUGGAUCGGCCUCUUUAGCGAAGACGGUGGGACCCACUACCGCUGGACCGACCACAGUCACACCGUAUUCAGUCGUUGGUCUUCUGAUCUCACCAGUGGGUCGUGUGUCUACCUGGACACCGAUGGCUUCUGGAAAGCCACCGAGUGUGAAGAAGAGCUAGGAGGCGCUAUCUGUCACAAACCACACAAGGAGAUCAUCAUCACACCAGAGGACGUUGCAGUAAAGUGCCCCCAUAAGAUUAAUGGUCCAAACUGGAUCCCCUUCAAGAAGAACUGCUACUCCUUCCAGCUGGUCGCCUCCAGAUGGGAGCAGUUUGACCAAGGACAGAUUCACCAAACCUGCAGAAAACUACAUGCAGAUGCAGACAUCCUAACCAUCCGAAAUGCAGAGGAGAAUGAGUUUAUCAAGCAGCAGCUCAUACCAUUUCAAAACUUGGUCCAGUUUGUGUGGCUGGGGCUGUUCAAAGAUAACAACGAUGACAAGAUGAAGUGGUAUGAUGGCACAAAUGUCCAAUAUUCCAACUGGGCAAAAGGCAGACCCGAUGUAGGCGAACCUUUCAUGGCUGGUCUCACCACUGACGGGAACUGGAUUCUCACCUCAAAUCGAAACUUGUUUGCAGAGUUCAAACAAAAGACUAUUGUGACGUGCAAACUGGACAAUGAACAAAAACAGGAGUACAACCUGUCAUCCAAGGAUUUUCAACAUUACGGCAACUUAUCUUAUGAGGUAGUAACCCAAAAGUUGAAUUGGUACCAGGCUCUGAAAGAGUGCACUCAGCGUGGAGGCCACCUGGCAAGUGUCCACGACAUCCAGCACAGUGCCCACGUGAAGCUCAUUGCCAAGAUGGAUGGCUUCCCGCUCUGGAUUGGGCUGUCAGACCAGGAUGUUAGUGGCUCAGUCUAUGAGUGGUCUGAUGGAACGGAAUUUAACUACAAAGCCACCAUCUCUGACUUACAGAGCUCCCGCUCAGAUAAACAAGGGGCCAGCUGUGUUGUUGUAAAUCCUGCUGGAGACUGGGUGAGGACUGGCUGCAAUAUGGUGGCAGAGGGUGCCAUCUGCUACACCACCACUAUCACCACCAGUUCUCAGAGAGCCAUACAGCCGGUUGCCCCAGAGACCAAUCACUGCCCUCAGAGCAACGGUAUGGCCAAGUGGGUGCAGGAUGAGAAUCACUGUUACGCUGACAUGAGCUUUUCCAACUACAGUGUGUACAGUAUGGAGCAGGCCAAGGGCGUCUGUCUGAACAUGAAUGCUCAGCUGCUGACCAUAAAAACCUCAGAGGAGAACAACUUUGUGUCUAAGUACAUGUAUGAUUCCCCUCUCAUCACCAGUCGUGUAUGGCUUGACGUGGUCCUGGAUGCUCAAGGUAAGCCUGUAUCCUGGCAGGAUGGCUCGACUCUGGCUUACUCAAACUGGAAGCCUGAGGUCUUAGGUACUGGGAAGAAGUCGGAUCCCCAGUGUGCCGUCAUGAUGGCAGGAGAUAAAGGAAUCUGGAAGCUUGUCAACUGCAAGGACAGCCACAGUCGUGUUGUCUGCAAAACUGAAGCGAAGUCUGCAGGCGCCCCUGUUGCACUUGGUUUCUUCAUCGUGGUCCUCAUCGCUGUCCUCUUAACCAUCGGCUUUGUUGUAUAUAAGAAGAAAAGAGCCCACUUCUCUUCUACCGUCCGCUACAAGAGGACCUUUGAUGAAUCAGACACCACCAGUAUUAUGACAGAAGCUGACUGAGCUUGCUUAAGUGGUCAGCCUCAGGGAGUAUUGAUGUGCCUGCCCUGUGUGCAUUUUAGUACUUUUCACCAGGAGCACAAUUGCUCUUACUAAAAAGCCUUCCCCUUUUUUAAAAUUAUUUAUUUAUCCCACUCAAGCCUUCAAACUUUCUGGAAUUAGGUUUUAUUGUAACUGUAAAUAUUGUUAGCAAAUUGUGAAUAUUUGCCAAAAUUUGCGCUACUUUAGAUUGUGAGACCUGUGUUAUACCUAAUGUAAAGACUUGGGCUGAUGCUUUGUGGUACAUGUUGAUCAUUGACAUUAAUGGGAUGUUAGAGUUCUGUUUUGGGGUUUUUGAUAUUGUAAAAAGAUGUGAUUUAAAGAAAUAUGCAUCCUGAUAUAACACUCCCUUUUAGCCUUAUAACGGGUUAAAUUGCACUGAUGUAUUGUGACUUCAAACUAUCAGACACAAAACAUUUCUUGUUUUAUGCUGUAUUUACCAUUAGUCAGUCUAUCAACAUAUUCCAGUUGUAUUUUUCAACUUCAAAAUACACAUUGUCAUCAAUCAGUACAUUUAAAGGGCCAGUUCAUCUAAAAAUCCAGUCAAACUAGUUUUUCUUUGACUUGGAGUGCUAUAUAUCUGCAUAGUUUCUCCUUCAAAUACUUACAAUACUGCCAAGAUCUCACUGUGAAUCAUUUGAGAAGUAGUUUCUACUGAAGUAUGCCCCAUAACUGUCCACAAGCAAAAGGAAGACACUAAAGACUGUAAACGUUUCAAUCAUAUUUUACGAGAAACUUUGCUGUUGAGUUCUUUAAAUUGGCUGUGGGUUGGAUUUGGUUUUGAGCUCCACUUAAUUGGCCUGAGCUUGCAGCUAAAAUCUCCGUACCCCAGCAAAUCACAUUAAAGUUAUCUGGAUUGAGAGAUCACACUCUGGUCUUUGGACUGAGCCUUUAAACAAGUAGAAAUUAAUGUCUGACUGUGCCUUUUAACAUCAUGAGUUUGAAAGAGAUGGGAGUUUUUUUUUAAGCCACUGGAUUAGGUAAUUUCCAAUGUAUUUACUGAUUCUUUCGACUUAUUAAUAGCUAUUAAUAAGUCAGGUUAAUGUGUUUUAGUUGUCAAUAUGUAAAUCAAAGAGAAAAAUCUUUAAAUUUUAGUCCUGCUGAUUAGUUUUAAAAGUGUAGGACACUGUCUUAGCCACAAAAAUAAUCAGACACGUCUGUAUCAUUUGUCUGUUUAUGUAGAUCAGACUUUCCUAUGCACUUAACUACUGAGCAAGAACGCACUUUAAUACGUUGUGGAGCUACAGUUCCUAUGUUUAAGCACAAUGAGGGUUGAAGAGUUUUUAAAGACGUUCAAAUUGCACUGGUGUUCGCUUUGAAUGCUUUGUAAAUAUGUGAUGUUUGUUUUUUUUAACUAAGAAUGAACCAAAGAUGCUCUGAGUCGUUUGAAUGUCAAAAAGCCUGAGCUUUCCUUUCAGUUUGUGGAACUGCCUCGGUAUGGCUUGUUAACCCAUUCAUAUCAAGGGUAAACCAAAUGUUAAUGUUGUUGUUUUUUUAACUUUACCACCGCUCCUAAUGAGAUCUGUCAGCUCAUAUCAGGUACAGUAUCCUUCCAAUAAAAUUUUCUGUCUUCAUGACUCGC